Stegastes partitus (bicolor damselfish) is the source of this 2044-nucleotide messenger RNA. It is a transcript of the gene slc25a26, whose product is annotated as solute carrier family 25 member 26. NCBI's taxonomy places the organism in Eukaryota, Metazoa, Chordata, Actinopteri, Pomacentridae. Bases 98 to 910 code for a protein of 270 amino acids. The transcript is spliced from 10 exons. The record is from RefSeq and is a predicted model, not a curated record. Gene Ontology annotation, biological process: transmembrane transport.
GACAGGCAUGUUUUGGUUUCACUGAAGUGUCAGACAUGCACAACAGUUGCAGAUUUACCGGCUUACACGACUGUCAAGGAAAAUCUGAGAGCGGAACAUGGAGAGACGAGAGUUCGUCGCGUCCCUGGUGGCAGGAGGCUGUGCGGGGAUGUGUGUUGAUCUGACCCUGUUCCCCUUGGACACCAUUAAGACCAGACUGCAGAGUCAGCAGGGCUUCUACAAGGCAGGAGGCUUUAGGGGCAUCUACGCCGGGGUCCCAUCUGCUGCUGUUGGCUCCUUCCCCAAUGCUGCUGCUUUCUUUGUCACCUACGAUUGCACAAAGUCCCUCCUCGGCGCCGGCGGAACGCUCGCAUCGCCACGCAUGGCACCCGUCACUCACAUGGUGGCCGCCUCCCUGGGAGAAAUAGUGGCGUGUCUGAUCCGGGUGCCCACAGAGGUGGUCAAACAGAGGACCCAAGCCUCUCCUUCAUCCUCCACAUACAGCGUGUUGCUGGCGACACUCAAAGAAGAGGGUGUUCGAGGCUUGUACAGAGGAUACGGCAGCACAGUUCUCAGAGAGAUCCCCUUCUCACUGGUGCAGUUUCCACUUUGGGAGUAUUUAAAGAGUCUGUGGUCGUGGAGGCAAGGUCACACGCUCUACUCUUGGCAGGCAGCAGUGUGCGGAGCUUUUGCAGGUGCGGUGGCGGCGUUCGUCACGACUCCCCUCGACGUGGCGAAGACCAGGAUCAUGCUCGCAAAGGCCGGGUCGACCACAGCGAGCGGCAACAUCCCGCUGGUUCUCUACGACGUGUGGAGGACUCGAGGCCUUACGGGUCUGUUUGCAGGCAGCAUCCCGAGGAUAACCUUCAUCAGCGUGGGCGGUUUCAUCUUCCUGGGAGCGUACGAGAAGGUUCGCCGUACUUUGUUGUAGCAGCGUGACUGUCCCGAGCCUCGGCCUGAUGGAGGAACAGCAGGGACAGUGUGUCUGGAAGUAGCACCCUCGUCUUUUGGAUGCAACCUCCACAUGCUGCCGGGCCCUAAAUAGCAAGCAGCACUUGUUACUGAGAGGAGGAGUGGUCGGUGAGACUGCAUUACCCAGAAUGCCGUACCCCUGCUCUUUAGCGCUCUGAGUCGAACGGCCUCUUCUGCAGCAGCAUCAGCGAUUAGUUAAAAUGAAGCUCUGCUCUGUUGAACAAGACCAGCAUGUGUGAUUUUUUAAUGUAUGUGUGAGCGAAUGAUUGCGCCAUUAAAGACUGUCUCUUUGUUAUGCUCUGAGUGAGGUUUGCUGAUUUCUUUGGCUCCCUGUGGACCUCUGUUGGGUUCCAGUCUGACACGGUUUAAUGAUCAUUUUAGUGUUUCAUCCAUAUUUUCUUGUCUCCAUUAAGCCACUUGAGUAAAAGACGCACCAUGGAGACGCUGGUGUCUCACCCACUGCUACAUCCCUGAUGGAGCACAACUCACCUCAUCCACCUGCAGGAGGGUUUUGUUUUCCGUAAGAUGUCUCCAACGUCUUGUUGAGUUACUACUGCCUUUGCUUGAUCAAGAGGCCCGGCUGUUUUACUGAAGCUUUUUUUCAGUGACAGUUCAGGAUUGAUCUGUCAUGGCUUUAUUUAGAAAUAUUUAAUUGGAUGGAAAAGCUUCUCCAGUUAUGAUGGGGACCUUUUCUUCCUUCUUUUUGCCUUAUUUAAGUCAACUUGAUGUCAGUCGUUGAUGAUUUGAUGUGAUUUUUUUCUGAAGUGGGUCUAUGUAUUUGAAGUACGGCUGCAUGAUACUCACCAGAUGACUUAAAUAACUUGAAUAAAUAUUCUAGACUGAUUGUUAUACUUGUGCAUCAAUGAUAACAAAUUACGUUUUAAAGGUGACAAAAGCAACCUUGUCUAACACACUUAAAAUCAUUCAGAAUUGUUCUGCUUUUGGAUCAGAUCGGUCUUUGUGUUCCUCGUGCAGAGCUUCCUGAUUUAAAUGGUGAAACAAAUUAGUUGUGUUGUCACGUGUGGUGGCAACAACUGCAUGACAAGGCAAAUAUGCAGUUUUGGUAAUAAAAUCUGUGGGUGAAGUAUUUCCA